AGCUAGUCGAACAGACGGACAGAAAAGAGAACCUAUGUAAUAGAGUCCCAUUUUCUUUAAAAAACCCUAAAAGCCAAAUGAGAGGAUGAAAGGGCCGUGGAUGAAGAACAAGACAAAAGCCAGGACGAUAUUCCGCACAAUUACAAAGUGAAUAUAGAAAGGAGGUUUUUGGAUGACUUGGAUGACUAUGAGUGGCACGUGGCACACCUCCGGGGCGCCCAGUUCGAUGGCAGGAGAGACUGCAUGGAGGACACGUUCGCAGACAAAGUCAGGAGAUAUAGAAAGAUGUUGAAGAACGACGGAGCUCGCGUCGAGUUCGUAUCAUCCGAUCCGAUAGAAGUGGACCCCGCUGAUAUAACACAAGACUCGUGCAGAGUCGACAUCGAACAGUUGAAAUACGACCCGAAUGUCACAACAGCAGCGGCGACUAAUGCGACAACUACAAGUAGCACGACGGUAACAACACCCGCUAAUGUGACUGUUCUCACUAAUGUAACUGUUCACACUAAUAACGUCCCCCCUACUAGUGCAGCUCCAAACCUCACGAGCAUUUUGAAGACUACGGCAACGAUGUCUGUGGCGCCUACAACACCCAAGAUAGACCUUAUAGCGACGACGUUGGAUACCAAGCAGACGACGAAAGCCGAGACAAACCAAACGCUGGAUCAAGUGAGGCGCGCCAGUGAGUACAUGUUCAGCUCCAUCGAGUACUACGACGACUCCAUAGAGUUCGAUGAGUCCAUCUGCCCUGAGGCUGUGGAGGCCAUCACCUUGGACAUCGACCAGCUCCGGAGCUACGACCUGGAGUGUGAGAUGACCCUCGAGUGGAGGAGCUUGGAGUAACUAACGAUUUGUGUCUGAAGGGAAAUUAAGUUUAGUCUUUUUUAGUUUUUCUGGUAUGUCUGGUAUUCCUUCUGGUUUGUAUAACUAGAUUAAAGCUACAGGAAAAUUUUAAUAAAGCUACCUUGUGCUUUUCCACUAAUCCCAUAUUCACUUAAAAUACCUCUCUCUCCCUCUCCCUCGCGAUCUCUAUCGCUGAGUAUCCGCUACUAUUAAAAAGAAUGACAAACUUUUAUAUUGUAUCAUGUUUGAAAUUCAGGUAUAAAGCUGCACACAAGUCGAGUUAACUGUUUGGAAGUAUGAUACAUACUGUUAUAACCUUUAUAACAUGGCAAUAGAGCCUAACUCAGCUUUAUCGUGUUUAUACUUUCCAUUUACUAAAGUGCUUUUGUUA
Molecule: messenger RNA, 1234 nt
Organism: Trichoplusia ni (cabbage looper)
Lineage: Eukaryota; Metazoa; Arthropoda; Insecta; Lepidoptera; Noctuidae
Exons: 2
Coding region: 244-843 (199 amino acids)
Source: RefSeq, a predicted model, not a curated record